GUCAGCAGUCAGUGUGAGAGCACAUCCCUGCCAGAAUGCAGAGCAUGAGAGCAGGAGACGUGGAAAGCACACGCCAGGAGUUGUAAUCAGUGGGACAGGCCCGUAGCGUGGGCUUGAGGCAUGGCCAAGCAGGAGGCUUGGAAGCGGAUGAUCUUUAAGGUUGCUGAACUUUCCCAGCAGCUGGACAGGGAAUGUCAAAAGUGCACGCAGCUGGAAGCCACAAGCCGGGGUUUGCAAGAAGAGCUGUCCAGCCUGCGUGGGAAGUGGGGAAACCUGGAGAAGAGCAAAUGCCAGCUGCAAGAAGAGCUGGCAAAAGUCCGGCAUCAUUUGGAGAGCAAUGUGGUGGAUGGCAGCCAGAUCAUGGCUGGACUUCUCCAACGAAGAUUUGGGAAGGGCUCUCCCCACAUUUGCUCCAAGCGCUGGUGCCUAAAGAGGCCAAUGCGAGACAGACGAGAUGGGUUGCAAAAG
Messenger RNA from Neopelma chrysocephalum (saffron-crested tyrant-manakin), 468 nucleotides. Its product is annotated as ankyrin repeat domain-containing protein 26-like. The record is from RefSeq and is a predicted model, not a curated record. Lineage: Eukaryota; Metazoa; Chordata; Aves; Passeriformes; Pipridae. The transcript has 2 exons. The annotation marks the transcript as partial.